Xyrichtys novacula (pearly razorfish) is the source of this 969-nucleotide messenger RNA. Lineage: Eukaryota; Metazoa; Chordata; Actinopteri; Labriformes; Labridae. The record is from the annotation of a GenBank genome assembly.
AUGUCGGAGGGAAAUCGUACCUUUGUGACUGAAUUUGUCCUGACUGGAUUCCCCGGACUUCACCCAAAGUACGAGGGCAUUGUCUCAGCUGUUUUGUUCUUUGUUUAUUUCUUCACAGUGAUGGGCAAUGCUGUGAUUAUUUUUUUGUUUGCGACAGACCGCAGCCUCCAUAAGCCGAUGUAUUACAUAAUCCUAAAUCUGACUGUAUCUGAUAUUCUCUUCAGCACCACUACUUUACCUAAGAUCAUCAGCAGAUACUGGUUUCAGUCGGGGACUAUUUCUUUCACGGCUUGUUUUGUUCAGAUGUACUUUGUUCACUAUCUCGGCACAGUGAAUUCUUACAUCCUCUUCCUGAUGGCUCUGGACAGAUAUUUGUCUAUCUGUCAUCCUCUCAGAUAUCCAGUUAUUUUCAAAAACUCCACAAUCCUAAUUCUCAGUGUUAGUGCGUGGAUAACGGCCAAGUUAGGCCCUUUAGUGGUAGUCAUCCGUGCGUACCCUCUUCCUUACUGCGCCUCAAAUAUAAUCAAACACUGCUACUGCGAUCACAUCGGUAUAACAGUGCUCGCAUGCACUGACAGGGCCCCUUAUGGUAUCCCUGCUUUUGGGAUGGCAAUGGUCGUCUUACUGGCACCUCUGGCGUUUAUAGUUUUCUCAUAUUGCUCUAUACUUAAAACUGUGCUUAAGAUAGCAAAUGUGCAAGGCCGCCUUAAGUCUUUGUCCACUUGCAGCACUCAGUUGAUUGUGAUUUUGCUGUACUACUUACCCAGGUGUUUCAUAUAUUUAGCCAGUAAUGUUGGCAUCAAAUUCAGUCGUGAUAUUCAGAUCGUCAUCAUCAUGUUGUACAGUCUUUGUCCUCCUAUGAUUAAUCCGCUUAUUUACUGUUUAAGAGCUAAAGACAUAAGAGCGAGCUUUUGGAAGAAACUCCAGAGGAAAACUACUCCACAAAAAAAUCACUCAUUAACCAGUUAA